GAUUCCUCGAACCCAGAAGAGUGGCUGCUGCCGUGUUUAUGUGAAGAAAAUAUCGAAGAGCUAGGGUGGCUUUUAUCUCUGAUACUUCUUCAUAUGCCUAGUAUUAUUUCCAUUGAGGAGUUAGCAUCGAAGUUGCUCUGCCUGAAAGAUGGAUCCGAUCUUCUGACGCAGGUUGUGGCGAACGUGUCCGAAAUGUAUCUACCGCUGGUCACGCAUUUGUUCGACAUGGCUCCUGCUGAUCAAGUUGUCUCUGCUGCUCGUCUGACAACUAUUACUAACCUUGUCGCACUCAAUCCGCCACUAUCGCACUCGAUUCUUGACAGGAUGGCGGAAAUGCGCAAGGAAUGCAUGUUCGCUACUCGAGUCGUGUGUGAGAGGCUUGACGAUAAAGCGGUAACUUCCUUUCUGUACGCAUUGAUCAAUUUUAGAACUAAGUUAGUUCUCGACGAUUCUUGA
Ostertagia ostertagi is the source of this 456-nucleotide messenger RNA. Lineage: Eukaryota; Metazoa; Nematoda; Chromadorea; Rhabditida; Trichostrongylidae. The record is from the annotation of a GenBank genome assembly.